Molecule: messenger RNA, 4476 nt
Organism: Penicillium expansum
Lineage: Eukaryota; Fungi; Ascomycota; Eurotiomycetes; Eurotiales; Aspergillaceae
Product: Zinc finger, PHD-type
Exons: 6
Coding region: 1-4476 (1491 amino acids)
Biological process (GO): regulation of transcription by RNA polymerase II
Molecular function (GO): RNA binding
Source: RefSeq, a predicted model, not a curated record
AUGGCACCGACGGUCCGACAUUCAAUCUCUGGUCGUCCAUCACGCAGUAAACCUAGGUCAUCUCUCAAGUCACCCAACAGCGGCUCCUUCGAUUCCCCUGACGGCCCUCCUUCAAAGAAGCGAAAGUACGUUCCAGGUGGCCCCGGAGGAGGAGGAAGAUUUAUCGACUUCGACGCUGCAGCUGCAGCUGCUGCCGCCGCCGCCGCCCAAGAAACCCCCAAGAAAAAUACUCCCCGACGCCACUCCGCAAGUGCUCGAAGCCGUCUACCACGUGAGAUGGACCAACCAUUCUUAGCCCCUCCACCGCCACCUCCCAUCAUACCAACAACACCACCCUCCAUGUCGCGUCCAAGGCGCGACAAGAACCAAACGCGCGGUCGUUUCACCUCUUCCACAGCCGCCGCUCUUGCUCUUCAACAAGGCGAUGGAUACAAGCCACGGGAAGAACGCGGGUGGGAGGAGUUCCACCCCGACUUGGACAUUGAUGGCAAAAUUGCUGUCUUCACGUCUGAAGAGGUCGAUGCCCCAGAUACCUCUACUCCUAUCCUGAGCCUGGAGUCGCUGGCUGGUGCGACAGUCUCAGACCUUGCAGGAUCGCCAGUCAUCAUAUCAGGUGAAAUGGCUUCUCCAAUCCCAAUCAAACGCAGGCCUGGCCGCCCCCCUCGUCGCCCCGAGGCCAUCCUCAAUGCCCUUCUUGCCCAGCAAGGACAAAAGAUUAUACCGCCACCAGGCCCCAACCCCCGCGAGAAACUAACACUACCCAAGCCGUCGUUCAGAUUGCGUGACCCUUUCACAUUCUAUGAGAAGAAGGGUGUCGGUCAUCAAAACUAUGUCGACCGGACCAUGGCAAAUGUGGGAUACCAAGAGAGCGAUCUCUUCCUUCGCCAUGACCGGCGAUUUAUCCGAAUGACUGAAGGCACCCAAGAAGAUGACCUCGAUGUCAUUCAACCUACCACGACAGAUGGAGACCUUAACACCACAAUUGGACGUGUCGAAUAUGACAUGGAUGAGCAGGACGAAAAAUGGUUGGAAGAAUACAACGCCAAGCGCCGUGAAGAUCAGCUUGAACCCAUUAAGCCUGCAGUGUUUGAGAUUACCAUGACCAAAAUCGAGAGGGAGUGGCAUGCCCUUGAGAAGCGCAUCCCUAAGCCGAAUCCCAAACCCCCACAGACCGGGCGCCUUCGCUCUAGCUCUGCAGCUGCAGUCAAUGGCGAGACUGCUGGACCGGGCGAAGAGCAAGACAGCAAGUGUGCUAUCUGUGAUGAUGGCGAUUGUGAAAACUCAAAUGCAAUUGUUUUCUGCGAUGGUUGCGACCUUGCAGUGCAUCAGGAGUGUUAUGGUGUUCCUUUCAUCCCAGAAGGCCAGUGGCUUUGCCGCAAGUGCCAGUUGCUGGGAAGAGGUUCCACCAAUUGUAUUUUCUGCCCAAACACUGAGGGUGCAUUUAAGCAAACGACCUCAUCUAAAUGGGCUCAUCUACUCUGCUCUUUCUGGAUCCCUGAAGUUUCUAUUGGUAAUCCAUCUCUUAUGGAGCCGGUGACCGAUGUCGAAAAGGUUCCACGCAGCCGUUGGAAAUUGAAUUGCUACAUCUGCAAACAGCGGAUGGGUGCAUCCAUUCAAUGCAGCAACAAAAACUGCUUUGUAGCCUUUCAUGUCUCAUGUGCACGCAGAGCUCAACUUUAUCUGAAGAUGAAGAUUGGCCAUGGUCUUAUGGACUCCCACCUUCUCAAGGCUUUCUGUGACAAGCACGUCCCCCCUGACUGGCGAUUGGAGCAUGGCACUGAUGCUGCAACUGCCGAUGCCAUCGAGUAUUACCGCGAUACCAUGCAAGGUAGACGAUGGGGAGACAGCCAGGCCGCAGCACUCUCGAUGGGCCCGGCGCACCCUAGUGAUGGAGGAGAGGAGGACCGCACGCUCACUCCUCGCCUUACAUUAACAGUAGGUGGCAAUAAACGGAAACGUGUUCCCAGAACAAUCUGGAAGCUGCCCUCCGGUGCCCCAGUCAUCCCCCAAGUUGUGUUAAACUCAGUGAUAGCUUCUCUUGGGCGAUUCACGGUCCGCCAAAGAAAGCAAUAUGCCGAGGAUGCAUCCAAGUAUUGGACAUUGAAACGAGAGGCGAGACGUGGAGCGGCAUUGCUCAAGCGACUCCAGUUGCAGUUGGAGACCUUCUCAUCUAUGGAAAUGACACGAAGAGACUAUGUCGCAAUGGGUGUUCCCGGACACAAACGCCUGGAACGUCGCAUUGAGUUUGGUGAGCGACUUUACAAGGACCUCGAUCGAUUGAGGAUGCUAUGUGACGAAGUGAAGAAACGGGAGAGGGAGAAGUUGAAGGAUGCAGAGAUGCUCCGUAACAUUGUCGAUCUUGUCUACUUCCCUACGUUUCCACUGCUGUGGCCAAUCUUCGAGAAAGCUCAACUGCUCGAUGGAAAAGGCGUGUUUGCAGCAGGCUUGAUGUCAAUCCGACAAAGGCUCAACGAACGAUUCUAUCCGUCUGUUGCUGCCUUCUCUUCCGAUUUGGCCAGUCUUUUCACCUCAGAAAUCGGCGUGGAGCCCGCUGGCGAUACCGCGGAACUCCAAGCCCAGAUCAGUGGUCGCGCCCCGGAGCUCAGCUUGGAGCAACGCGAGAAGAGAAAAUUGGCAAAACGGAUAAUCAAAGUCAUUCAGCCUUCCCUGGAGGAUGCGAUCAGGAAAGAAAGCGAACUCAACCGCAAACCAUUCGAGAAGGAGUUGAAGGAGCUGGAUGUGAUUCUUGACCACAGUUUGAUGUCACGUAGUGGUGAUUCUGUUGAGCCGGAAGGUGAUACUGAGCUGUUUGGUCACCCUGAUGCUAUGGAAGGAGUUGAAGAGACACUUCCUACGACAGAGCUUCCAUCGGAAGCCCAGCCUACAGAUGAACAACUCCCUGAAGCAGAAGAGCUAACUCCUGCUGAAGACACCAUGAAGAGUGUUCCCACCUACUAUCGACAUCCAACGCCUGUCCUCACCGAGCAAGAUCAGCAGUUACCUUUGGCUUUGGGUGGCAUUCAAUGGUACAUGCAACCAUUUGACCCUGUCGGUACAACUGUCCACGAGGAACGGUGGACUGGACGGGAUGUCAUGCGCGGAAUGAGUGAAGAACUCAGCGAACUGGAUGAGGAUGAACUCGAAGGGUUGAAGGACUUGGUUGAUGAUGGAGACCUGAAGGGCCAGGCCACCCGCACCCCAGCUGCUUCACAACAGAAUCCCCGUCGGACUCGACGUUUGCGAGUCACGAAAUUCACGAAAUUCAACCAAAAUUCCACGCGGUUUGCACAGCUGCCUGAUUCCUCGGGUGUGUACUUCCCGGUGCUUAGCGUCCGCUCUUAUCAGCUUUCCAACUUCUCUUUCUUCCUUCUUCCAACCUACACCUUCGGUCCUUUCAUCAUGGCGGACUACGACAACGAUUCCAGCCGCUACGCGGACGAGCCUCGAUAUGAUCGCGAGCGCAGCGCCUCUCCUCGCGAUGAGCCUCGUGCCGACCGCGACCGUGCUCGCAGCCGCUCCCCCAAUGGCCGCUCUGACGAGAGAGCUCCUCUGGCUCGUAAGCCUAUCGAGGAAGACGAUGAAGGUGCCAUCAACUCUGGCUCUAACCUCUUUGUUACUGGUAUUCACCCGCGCCUGACCGAGUCUGAUAUUUCGCGUCUGUUUGAAAAGUACGGCGAUGUCGAUAACUGCUCUAUCAUGCUGGACCCUCACACCAAGGAGUCCCGUGGAUUCGGUUUCGUGAACAUGGUCACCGCCGAGCAGGCUGAUGCCGCCAAGGAGGGUCUCCAGGGUGAGGUCAUUGAAGGUCGCACUCUGAGCAUCGAGAAAGCUCGUCGUGCCCGUCCUCGUACCCCUACUCCCGGAAAGUACUUUGGUCCUCCCAAGCGUGAUGGCCCAGGUGGUCCCCCCGGUGGUCCCGGUGGUGGUGGUCGUGGAGGUGGUCCCCGCCGUGACCGUUACGAUGAUCGCCGUGGCCCCUCCGGUGGCGGCUGGCGUCGUCGCGAUGAUGACUACUCCCGCUACGGUCGCUACGACUCUUACAACGAUCGCCGUGAUUAUGGCCGUGACUACGGACGUGACUAUGGCCGUCGUGACUACGGUGGUGGUGGUGGCGGCGGCGGUGGCCGUGAGUAUGGUGGUCGCCGCGAAUCGCGUGACGACUACGGAUACCGUGGUGGUGGUGACCGCUACGGCGGUGGCCGUGAUGACCGUUACAGCCGUGAUGAACGUCGUGGAGGUGGUGAGGAAUCUCGCGGCAGCGGUGGUGGCGGCGGUGGUGGUUACUACGACCGUGAUGCCAACCCUCCUAGCUUCGAUGCUGCCGGCCCUCCCCGUGAGGCUCGUGACCCCUACACUGGUGGUGGUGGACGUUCCUACGAAGGCCAAGCACGCAGCAGCACCGGUGGUGCUCCUGGCGGCGGUGGCAGCGGCGGCGGCGGCGGCGGCGGCGGCGAGGAUCGGUACGCUGGCAGGUAA